Ophidiomyces ophidiicola is the source of this 3924-nucleotide messenger RNA. RefSeq lists its product as uncharacterized. Gene Ontology annotation, cellular component: nuclear pore outer ring. Bases 1 to 3924 code for a protein of 1307 amino acids. Lineage: Eukaryota; Fungi; Ascomycota; Eurotiomycetes; Onygenales; Onygenaceae. The record is from RefSeq and is a predicted model, not a curated record. Gene Ontology annotation, biological process: transcription-dependent tethering of RNA polymerase II gene DNA at nuclear periphery; poly(A)+ mRNA export from nucleus; protein import into nucleus. Gene Ontology annotation, molecular function: protein binding; structural constituent of nuclear pore. The transcript is spliced from 4 exons.
AUGUUCUCCACGAAUGCCGCAUCUCAGUAUCCUACAAUUCAGAGAAACUCUCGCCGGCGACAGCGCCCUUCAGAUGAUGUUGCGACGCCUCCCAAAGCAAAAAAACAGCGACCUUUACUACAGGAGCGUGCGCUCGAAGCCGAUAUUAUCAAUCGCCCUAUAGAUACACCCUCCGACUCAGAAGGCGAGGACGAAUCGACCUCUUCGGGCGCCAUAGAUCUAAAAGAGAUUCCUUUUCGAGGAUCGAAAAAAGUUGAUAGUGUUGAUCGCCUGGAUAUUUCGAGUAUUUUAGCAAACAAUGACUACUAUUCCGUUACUCUUCUACCUUCUCUCCCAACCAAGGUCAGAGAUAAUUUACAAGUGCCGUUCCGAUGUAAUAUCUUUCCAAACACUGGCCACUACCUCUUUUUGACGCGCAAGCACGCCAUCGUAUGCCCCAUACCAUAUGCAUCAGUCGGCACCGAAGAGGUGGCUAUCCUCUCGCUGCCAGAAACAUUAGCUUCUUCCAAUGAUCCGCUUCCUCUUGGCACUUUAAUCUCCGCCUCUACCCAUUCAGAGCCUGGCUUGAUUAUCGUCCUCCCUUGUGCUGGAACCAUCGUUUUUUGGGAAACGGUUUCGAACCCGACGAUAUUGGGAUUGAUCAAACAAAAGGAAAGCGGGAUUCAAGACUCAAUUCCCCAUUUAUUAUCGGGUGAAUGUGUAACGGACAUUGUUAAUAUUGAACCAGCUGGUGUUGUUCUCAUCCUAUCUACUGGUCGACUUUGCCAUGUUUCUACUCGUGAUUUACAAGGAAAACCCACCAUCAGCUUUCAAUUUCCGAAUGCUUCCUUACGGUCAGCCGCAAGUGGCUUCUUUGAAGGGUUAAAGAACGUUUUUUCAACUGCUUCUUGGCGGAGAAAAGUGGUGGCUGCGAAAGCUGGCAAAUCUCAUCGUCGAGGCCAGCGUGCCCUCUUGGUUGCUACAAAUUCUGGGUUAAUUGAAGCCUGGGAUACUCAUUGGAUGACCGGUGCCGCUCUCAAAUCGCACGCAGCCGUCGCAAAAGAGAUAGUUGAAGCGGUACAGCAGCGAAAUCUGUUCGAUGACGAGAUCGAUUCUUAUGAGAUCGUUGACUUCGCGUUUCGUGAAUAUUCAGAAGGUGACUCUGAAAUUCCCGACGACGUGGACAGCACAUACUCCCUUUGGGUACUAGCAUCUCUGACUCGCCAGGCGCUGACAUCUUAUUUUGUGGUUGAAGCGAGCCUUCAUGGCUCCAACACGUCAGUUGACCAAGUUUACCCUGUUCAUCAUGAACACGUCUCAAAUGACUCUGAUAUUACUUGGAAGCCCCGAUUAUAUGUUCCUCAGCCUGGAGAUACUGGAUUUAUUGUAUUCCCCGGUGGUGUCACUAUAUUGUCCUUGGUGUCAGUGGAAGGGUCCCCAUCUUCGCAACUACUCCAACCAAAUACUAGUAAACCAACCCCGUUUCAAGAUUAUGUCAAAUUCAGAGACAAUUCUGGCUACGUUAUUGCUGGUAGCGGAGCCGAGUCCGAUAGCAAACAUCCGUCUUGUGUAUUGAUGGUUCAGAAUUGUGGUCUGAUUCGUAUUUCCGCCCGCCCCCAGUCAGUACCUCAUGAAGAUAUCGACGGAACCCAAGUAUCAACCAGAUCUCGACUUGAACAGCUAGUUUUCUAUGAAACAGCGGCCAACCCGGUGGACCUCACGUGCUAUGAGGAACUUCAGUCGCCAGUGUCAACUCUCGAAGAUGCCGCUCUGCAGAUUAGCCAGAGUAUACUCCACUCAGAUUCGAAAUUCGUUCCAACGGUGGUACCAAGCCUUGAGGACCAAAUGAAACUUCGUUCAACCGCACUGCAUGCCUUAGCUUUCUUUCUUAAUAAGCGGGACUUGCCGCUUUCUCAUACUGCAAAAUGGACUUUGUUAUCACACGCGGAAAAAAUGGCCGCCCAUAAGGCGGUAUGGAAAGCCCAAGAGACUAUAUCCAAGUCUUCGCCGAAUGGUAAAUCACGCUUGGAAUAUAUUUUAGGGCAGAUGGGAGAAGGGUUUAAAACUGUGUUGGAUUGUGAUGCUAAGGAAAAGGACCCCGUCAGACAUUGGUUUAUCCGCGACACAUGGCGAAUGGAGCUACUUAUACCCUGGGUUCUACAUGGCAUCCGAGAUACAUCCGGCGAAUCCAUCCGAGUAGAUAAAACACUUGCUUGGCAAGUUUGGCAAGCAAGCGAGCUGUCCCUAGCCGUUUUACAGACAGUAUACCAGUUUCGAGAAGAAAAUCAACAAUUAUAUGGACUGGAAGGCUCCAGCCCCUAUGGAGAUGGACCCGUUACACCUGAUUACAGCGAGAUCUCAGCAUUAUGGACGGCAGAAAAGGUUAAUUUUUCAGAAAGUGAACGACUACUUGACGCCGAGCUAAAUACCUGUCUGCAGUGGGUGAGGCAAUUUGCACCUACAGGUAGAAAUUCUGAUUCUCAUACGACUUCAAUAAUAGAGAGAAUUAAGCAGAACACUCCCAAAGCUUUCAAAGUUCUAUCACACCUGUACAUGGAUCGCUAUCGUCGCCUACUUUCUGAAACAUCAACCGAUGGCCAAGAUGCCGCCAAAGAUUUUCAGGAAUCAUAUAUCGUGCGUCGCAAGACUCAUCUUUAUAAAAUGGCGGCAACGGGGCUCCUAGAAGAAUCAAUGCAAUUAGCCGAAGAGUUCCAGGAUAUGGAUGCGUUAGUUGAACUCAUGAUUGAAAAGGAGGAUCAAGUCCGGGAGCGCCAUCCAGCGGAAACUGGUGACGCAGAGUAUGAUGCAGAGAUGGAAAUUUGCCAGGCCAAAAUCGACGGAUAUUUUCAGAAAUUUGGUGAAGCAUGGGCCACGCCAUUCUAUACCCGGCAGAUUCUCGCUGGUCAUCCGCAGAUGUUGUUGGGGACACCAUAUCAGGAGCACGUUACUCGCUUUUUACGAAAACGACCAGGUUACGCUAAAUUAGGCUGGAUGAAUGAAAUUCUGGGAGAAAAUGAUUAUGACAGGGCUUCAAAAUCUCUGGGGGAGUUUGCUAUAAACCAUGAAACGGAUCUGUGGAGUAAACAAGUGGAGCUUGCGAUAGGAAAACUUUCCAGACUUUCUACGCUCGAGACAUCGGAGCCUCUAGAUCUAACGACGCUACAGGCAGACGUCAAGCGGUUUGAUGACAUUUCAGAGCUUGCCCGGAUUCAAGAAAUGAUCUACGAGCACAUAUCCCCUGCAAUCCAUGGUGCAAUUGACAGGAGCGCGGAAUUGCAGCUGGCGAACGAGCAAUUUGGGAGAAUAAUUGUGAGCUCAAAGCCAGCUCUUCGCGAAGCUCUCGCACGUGGUUUAGCAAAGAUCAUCGCCCAGUUUCCGCUUGAUGCUGAUGAGCUAAUUGAUGUUUUGACUUUGAUGGACCCUGUCCAAGCAACAACGGAUGACGAAGACAAUGAGAUAGUUGGGCAUGAAUUUAGUCUGGCCCUCAGAGUCUUGAGCCUGAGCGAUAUAGGCCGUGAAGAUAACGAGUACUAUGAAAUUCUUGAAAAGAUUAUUUGGCGUCGCUGCAUGAUUCGUGACGAUUGGAAUACUAUUUGCAAGACAAUGCAGAGAGGGGAUAGCGAAGUAGAGGCUGCGAUGCAAUCAAGCGCUUUAUUCAGAACGUUGGAGGACACAUUAGAAGGCUCUGAAGCUGCGUCGAACUCUACUUACCGACUAUACCCCCCCUCCGAUGUUACGGACCCGGGCAUCUUCCCGCGUAAGCUUGCUUCGCGGCUUCUCCCAGAGCAGCAGGCUCACUUGCUGGACGAUCUCAAGGCAGAAACCGAUUUGCUGGACAGCUACAUUGAAGAGGGCAAACUAGAGGACUGGUUUUCGUGGUUUGUCAAGUCACUCCGGGGCAAAGCGGAGCCCUCUGCUCCACAAAGCCCCAGUUCUAGUUCGUGA